AUGAAAUCGGUGGAUAUGUCAAAAUUUGCUAGUACCAAGGAUAAACAAUCAGUUUUACAAUCAAGGGAAUCCUGUUUAGUAGAAUCAUCAACAAUUGAUAUCUUUGCAGAAAUGUCGCAUGUUUUUGAUGAAGAAUUUUCAACCUUGAAAAAAACUGUUUUCUCCGCCUCUUACAUGUUAAUUAAUUUUUGGUUUAUCCUGGGAUUAUUUCGUUUCGCUGUAUUCUUGAGUCAAUUGUAUAAACAGUUAGCCUUUCUAUUCCCUGGCGAUGAAACACUCAUCAGUCACUUGUUACAAGUAUCAUCAGCAUUUUCAAUGUGUGGAUUUUUUGCUGCACCGGUAUCUGGUCUUAUUAUUGACGUAUUUCUACGCUUAUCACGUAAUCAAGUGACAGAUAUGCUAAUAAAAGAUCGUAAAGGCUUGACAAAUAAGAAAAUGUAUUACACGUAUAUAUCUGGUUUAAUACCAGCGCUAACACUGACGGCGUUAUUUUCACUUCUCUUAAGUAUAAUGAUGUUUAUACCUAAUAAGAGUGCUAUUUAUGUGGCAUUUUUAUGCCUUGUAAUACUUAGAUCUUUGUUAUUCAGUUCAUUUGUUAGCUUUCUGUUAACUUGCUUUCCUAUACGUUAUUUUGGUACAUUGAAUGGGAUAUCUAGCACAGUGGCUGGUUUAUUUAGCCUGUUACAACAUGCACUUUUGCAUACAAGUGGAACAGUGGCUAAUUAUGUCUCAUUGGCUGUAUCAAUUGGUUUAUUUAUUCCACCAAUUAUAUUAUUCAAAUUAAAGCAUUGAUAUAUACAUAUAUAUGUAUACAAAGAUAUAUGGACCUAUAAAUAUAGACAUAUACAUAAAUGUAUUCUCACGAAGGAAAGCUUCGUAUAUGGAUUUGUUCCUAAUUUGAUGAGAUUUUCUGUGUGUAUCUGUGUGUGUUUAUGUGUGUUCAAGCUAUGCCUGUGCCUAUUCAUCUUUCAUCUUUUGUUUCAAUUAAAAUAAAUAAGAAACAUAUUAUACGUGUGUGUGUGUGUGUGAGUGUGUGUGAGUUUGAUUAUUUUUGCUCAAAACAAAAUUAUACUGUUGCGCAAUUAAUUAAUAAUUAAUUAGCAAGUUUUGUUUGUUUGUUUUUUUGUAUUCUUUGAUUUGAUUCCCUUCAAUUUGGCGCUUCAAAUGAAAAACAAACAAACAAACGAAAUGAUCAAACAAACAUAGGUCUUCAAGUGUUGAACUUUGAAGUGAAUAGGGUCAACAGUCGUGAAUGACCAACAACAAACACGGUUUUAUACAUUUAUUCCUCUUAAUGAAUUUUGAACAAAGCAAGAACAACAACAACAGUUGUUUGUCCAGAAUAAAGUGG
Molecule: messenger RNA, 1351 nt
Organism: Trichobilharzia regenti
Lineage: Eukaryota; Metazoa; Platyhelminthes; Trematoda; Strigeidida; Schistosomatidae
Source: the annotation of a GenBank genome assembly